GUGGGUAUACGACGCCAAGUACAAGCCAGCAUACGGCCCCGUGAGCUGCAAAAACCUACGAUCGUACUUCAACUGCCUCGCGAACGGGCGAAAAGAUCGCAGAUACCUCAAUUACGUGUGGCGAAGCCCUGGUUGUAACAUCCAGAGGUUCAAUGCGACGUCUUUCAUGCACCGGUUUCGCAACAAGGUGUUUCUGGUUACCGGCGACUCCUUCGCGACGAACUUCGACGCCUCGUUCCGCUGCCUCAUCGGCUCAUACACCAAAACCAAGGAUUUUACCAACAAGCAGUGGGGUAACACUGGAGUGAAGGCAUCGGGUUACUUCGCAAAGGCGUUCAACUUCACUGUAGUUCGCGUGCCCUCGAAUUUCCUCGUCGCGUCGCAACCAAUCGGCGAGGUAUCGAGCGCAGGGGUGUGGCAAGUGGAAUUAGACAAAGUGGACGACAACUGGGCCAAGCUCUUGUCCUUCACCCACUACGCGCUCUUCAGCUCCGGUCACUGGUUCAGCCAGGCGUCCGACAACCUCCGGAAAUACCGCCGCGGAGGGCAGCCGAUCAAGCCGCAAUCCGCGCUGCUAACCAUGCAAGAGUCGCUCGUUACAGUCACGCGGUUCGUGAAGGCGUCUGGUUACCGCGGCACGCCGUUCUUCAUCACGUUCACGGCCUUCCACUACUACAACUCGUUUGACGCCAAGUCGCAGAGCUGCGUGGGGUUCACCGACCCCUUAAAGCCCAAGCAGCUGCAAUACGCCGAAGCCGCGACCGAUAUCAUCACGUCACGGAAUGCACAGGUGGCG
Molecule: messenger RNA, 796 nt
Organism: Closterium sp. Naga37s-1
Lineage: Eukaryota; Viridiplantae; Streptophyta; Zygnematophyceae; Desmidiales; Closteriaceae
Source: the annotation of a GenBank genome assembly